Messenger RNA from Ascochyta rabiei, 1083 nucleotides. RefSeq lists its product as uncharacterized. The record is from RefSeq and is a predicted model, not a curated record. The coding region runs from base 1 to 1083 and encodes 360 amino acids. The transcript is spliced from 5 exons. Lineage: Eukaryota; Fungi; Ascomycota; Dothideomycetes; Pleosporales; Didymellaceae.
AUGCCUGAAAUAACAUUCGUCUUCGGCCCUAACGGCAGCUUCUUCUUCGACUGCACCAAAGCAUGGAAAUUCGAUCGCAUCCCAGGGACCCUCCGACAGUUGUUCAACUCGUCUAUGGCUCCGGCAUGGAGAAUCACACAGCCAUAUUGUGUUGCUCUUGCGCCUCAGGUCAAUUCACCUGAGCCGCUGUGGUAUGUUGGAUGUAAGGUGUUGAGCGGAGAAGACAAGCUCUUCUACUCGCAGACCUACUUCGAGCAGACCUACCCAGACUUGUCACGGUGGACAAAGACGUUGCCCGACGCAUCCAGGACAUGCUUCGUUACCUUUGGCCUUAAACUCAGCUAUUUUGCAAGUGCCCUAGGGCAUGGUUCAAUAUGGGCAGGAAUACCCUCGGAGCUCGAAGACCAAGUACGAAAAUCGUUCGAGACCCCAUCCUGUGUCUCGUUAGGUGCGCACGGCGCGUGGUUCGUCUUGUGGCCUGAUGGCCACCGCUCGUGGAAUUUUUACGGCUACUACAAGGCCUUGGAUAAGGCCUUGACCGAGGCUGCACCUGCCUCUGUUUCGUACGUUGCGAUCUCGCCGUAUAACAAACACCACUACUUCGUCGCAUUCCGAGACCAGUCCAUCAAAUAUGACUUUACUGGAGCUCCAGCAGAGUGGAUGAAGCUCAUGACAGAGGUCUUCGAUGCAUGGCAAGUUGAGCGUCAGCAAAAGCCGCAGCAGCAGUUUUUUUCACCGAAUGCUAUACCAUACCCACAAGCUCAGCUAUAUCACCCUCCGCAACCGCAAAAGCAAGCUGCGUACUACUGUAAUAACUAUUUUACGGAGGCGCCACUUGCUACAGCUCAUGUUCUUCCCAUAUCUCCGCCAUUGACUCCGAAUACACCAUCAACGGGCUACCUGUAUUCAGCACUGCCGGGUGCUGUGCCAAACAACCCUUACAACUACCCGCCACCACUGGGGGGAGCCGUAGAGAUGCCAGUAGAAUUGCCGGGUAGCACGACGUUCGCAAAACCGGCACCUGUGCUGGCGAGACCCACGUCUACAGAGAAGAAGAAGAGGUUCCUGUCAAAGUUGUUCUGA